CACAAGUUGUUAGUCUUGCAUUGGCGUUGCUGCUGAAACCAUUUCAACUCGCACAUUUCUCGUUCAAACUUUUUUAAAUCAUGGCCCUUUCGUACUACGACCCUUUGUCGGACUUGUAUUUGGGUGUACCUUGUCCUAGAGAUCCUUGGGGUGUUUGCCAAUGGAGUCCAAUGGCCCGUUGGGGAGAAUCGCUGGUGCCGAAGGUCUUGAGCGUUCCUCUCGUAAAAUAUUCAGCGAAUGAAAUUGUCAGCGAUAAGGAAAAAUUCCAGGUGACUCUCGACCUUGGUGACUUCAAGUCCAACGAGAUCAACGUGAAACUGGUCGACCGAUCCUUGGUGGUUUGCGCCGAACACGAGGAAAAGCCGGACGAGUAUGGACACAUUUAUCGUCACAUUAAGCGCAGUUAUUUCCUCCCACGUAACGUCGACUGCGAUAAGUUGAACGCAACUUUAUCGGACAACGGAACUCUGGUAGUCUGCGCUCAAAAAAAGGCGAUUGAAGCGGGAAGUGAGCGUAAAAUUGAAGUCAAACAGCUGGCGCCCGAGUCUAAAUCGCAGUCGCAAGUUUCUCAGAAGACCGAGAAGGAAACUGGAAAGGCUAAGGGGACUAAUAUCCCCGUGACUCACGAAACCGGCAAGAAGGCUUGAUUAGUGAAAAUCGACUCAAAUCGUACUGUGGAUCGAAAUGUUGUGAUCAAAAUUCAUUCAUUAAAAAAUUAACUUGGAAAUGUAUUCUGUUUUGUUUUGAAAAGGAGACGGAAGAAUGGGAAAUAAAAUUCUGAAUUACUCUAA
Daphnia pulex (common water flea) is the source of this 791-nucleotide messenger RNA. RefSeq names its product small heat shock protein OV25-1-like. Lineage: Eukaryota; Metazoa; Arthropoda; Branchiopoda; Diplostraca; Daphniidae. The record is from RefSeq and is a predicted model, not a curated record. Gene Ontology annotation, biological process: response to heat; protein refolding. The transcript has 3 exons. Bases 81 to 647 code for a protein of 188 amino acids. Gene Ontology annotation, molecular function: protein folding chaperone.